Molecule: messenger RNA, 1496 nt
Organism: Lolium perenne
Lineage: Eukaryota; Viridiplantae; Streptophyta; Magnoliopsida; Poales; Poaceae
Source: RefSeq, a predicted model, not a curated record
CAUCGCCAAUGGCGUCCCCCAGCGGAUCGUGGAGGGGCUCCUACAUGCAGGAGGACGACAUCGAACGCCUGGUGCGCCUCCGGCGGAUCCCGCAGUCGGUGAUCACGCGGGUGCCCGGCGAGGAGGUGGAGCCCGAACCGCGGCCCGGCGAGCGCGUCGUCUUCGGCGCGCACCUCGAUCGCGGGCUGGGCCUGCCGGCUUCGAUGUUCUUCCGGCAGUUCCUCGACCACUUCGGCCUUCAGCCGCACCACCUGCCGGCCAACGCAUGCGUCCUCCUGAGUUGCUUCGUGGCGUUCAUGGAGGCUUACGCCGGCUUGUGGCCCGACAUCGACUUCUGGAGCCGGCUUUUCUUCUUGAAGGCGCAGACCAACGACGGCCGCCUGCGAGCCUGCGGCGCUGCCUCGAUCUACACCCGGCCUGGUACGCCUUUCCCCAAAAUCCCCACCGUCGACUCGGUGAAGAACUGGCAGAUGUCAUUCUUCUACGUGCGCAACGAGGGGGAGCUCGUCGACCGGAUCAACUUGCCGGAGUUCAACCCGGCUCCUCCAGUCGGCCGGAUCAACUGGAGCCACAACGCCCGCUCGACGGAUCAGAACGCCGAGGUGAACCUGCUUUGGGACUUCCUGGCGACAGCCACCGCUGGCGGGCUGACUGCCGAAGAUCUCCUCUGCACCAUCGCCGAGCGCCGGGUGCUGCCGCUUCAGAUGCGCACCCACAAGAUCGGGCACAUGUCCGGCCGGUUCGAUCCGAACCGGACCUCCAUUGCGCGGCUCACCAAAGCCCAGGUGGCCAGCCGGGUGAACCACAUCACCAAGGCGAACCUGCCGGAGGACUGGAGUUACGGGCUGGUGCCCUGCGACAGGAACCAUCCGCCGGCGCGGGUAAGCCUCAUGUCUUUGCCAUUUUCCGGCUUGCGGCUGCGGGGCCGACUUCCUUUUUCUUCUGCCGACUCCCGGCUCGUCAUAUGCUUAUGUUUUUUCUGUCUAUCUAGCUUUUUGAGCGCCAGAACGUCGAGGACGGCGACCUGGCGACGAAGAGGUGGACGCCGGAUCACGUCGAUCCGGCUGACCAGGCCGGCGAGCAUGCCGGCGACGACGACCUGCCGCAGGCGCCUGAUCUAGGCGGCCAGGGGGAGCACAAUCCGCCCCCCUCACCAGAGCAGCAGGAGGAGGAGGAGGAGCCGGCGGCGUCCGGUACGGGGCCAAUCCCCGCCGUGCCUCUGCGCACGAGGCCGCCAAGCACCACGGCGACUUCGGCGCCCAGGGGCACGAAGCGAACCGGCUCCACCGCCGCCUUGGAGGCGAAGGCGAAGAAACAGCGCCGGCAGCAGCCGAAGAAGGUCCCGGAGCAGGCCGGGGUCCCUAUCAAGUUCGCCCAGGGCGGCGGCUCCCGGCAAGCUCCGCGCGUCGCGUCGCCGCCGCCGCGCCAAAGGAGGGAGCCGACGCCGCAGCCUUCAUCGCGCGCUCCUACGCCGCCGCCGCCUGCGGGUACUGCGC